AUGGCGGCCCCAAUGUUGAACCAGCCCAACGGCCUCCUUGCCAACAUGUUCGCUGCGGGUUUGCUGGAUGAUCAGUUCCAGGAGCUGCAGAUGCUCCAGGAAGGGAGCGCCCCAGACUUCAUCGUCAAGGUUGUCUCACUCUUCUGCGAGGACGGCGAGCGUAUCAUCGGCGAGAUCGCCAAGCUGCUGGACAAGCCAUGUGUGGACUAUGACAAGGUGGGUGGUUUUGUGCAUCAGCUCAAGGGAAGCAGUGCAAGAUCCGUCAAAUAUCAUAUGUUCCGCACACAUCAAGCGGCUCAAAGAGUAGCACUUCACAUCGUGGGGCUCUUCCAAUUAAUUCGUCUUGGUGCUCAGAGAGUGAAGAACAGUUGCAUUCAGUUCCAACAGUGUUGUCAGGAGAAGAGCAGAGAUGGGUGCCUGAACUCACUGCAAUCUGUGAGGAACGAUUUCUAUGAUCUGUGCAGCAUGUUCAAACCACAUGCUUCAGCUGUGCCAGCAGGUCCAGGCCUUAAUCCUAAAGUAUAG
Triticum turgidum subsp. durum (durum wheat) is the source of this 525-nucleotide messenger RNA. Lineage: Eukaryota; Viridiplantae; Streptophyta; Magnoliopsida; Poales; Poaceae. The record is from the annotation of a GenBank genome assembly.